AUGUUGAGAUCAGUUACAUAUCGAACGUAUACAACUGUUGCUACUUCUAUCUCCCCCAUCUCCAAGACUCUAUCUACCGCACCAACUUUCGAUAACAUCAUUAAGGCAAUCCAAAACGAUACCAACAAUAACGAAAAAUCAAUACCAAUAAUAAAUGCAUGGAUAACUUCCAUCAGAAUACUGAAAAAUGUAACUUUCGUAGAUCUAAACGACUCUACCACGGCUGAUCCAUUAAGACUAGUUAUCAACAACAACAUCAACAAUGAAGAUACUCUUCAUUCCAUCAAACGUCUCAACCUGGGACAGAGUGUAUCCAUUACCAAUUUACAAGUACAACGAACCCCAGACAGACAACAAGCAUUCGAAUUCAAAUUACAACCAACUUCCCAAAUUUCAAUAAUAGGGGACAUCCAACCAGACUACCCAUUACAGAAAAAGAAUCAGUCAUUGACAUAUCUGAGAUCAAUAAAUCCAAUUUUCAAACAUAGAACCAAUUAUUUCAAACAACAGUUGAAAUUCAGAUCCUUUAUGGAGUUCCAAAUACACUACUUCCUAAUGAUAAAUAAUUUUAUUAAAGUGGCACCCCCCAUAAUCACAGGAAACGAUUGUGAGGGCGCUAAUAAUGAAUUGUUCAAGAUUAAACCAACGGAUGCGUAUUUAACUGUGUCAGCUCAAUUGCAUUUGGAAACGCUGUUGAACUCCACAAAUAAGACAUGGUCUUUAAUCCCAUGUUUUAGAGCGGAGAAGAGUAAUACAAAUAGACAUCUUUUGGAAUUUUGGAUGCUCGAAUUGGAAUUGGCAUAUAUUGACGACUUGGAACCACUCUUGGAUUUCAUUAGGGAAUUCAUCAUAUAUUUAGUCAAACAAUGUCGUGAGCAUGAAAAUGAUUUGUUGCCUCGAUAUUAUCCUAAUGGGGUCGAUGAUAGGGAAACUAUCUUGACAAGGUGGGAUUCAUUAAUUGAUCCAUCCAAAUGGAAUACUGUUACAUACGAUGAUGCUAUUAAGAAAUUACAAGAAUCUGGUCAGGAUUUUGUCUUUAAACCCACUUGGGGGAAGGCAUUACAAUCGGAACAUGAGAAAUGGUUGGCAGAAUCAUACUUUAAUGGAACGCCCGUAUUUGUUACCAAAUAUCCAAAAGAUUGUAAGGCCUUUUAUAUGAAACAAACUCCCGAAAAUCCAGAAACCGUCGAAUGUUUUGAUCUAUUGGUACCAGGGAUGGGUGAAAUUAUUGGAGGUUCAUUGAGAGAGAAUAACUCAGCAAAAUUAGAAUCGGAAAUGGAUAGAAGGGGUAUGAAUAAGAGGGGAGAAUUGAACUGGUAUAUAGAUUUGAGGAAGAAUGGAUCCGUACCACAUGGUGGAUUCGGUCUAGGCUUAGAAAGGUUGAUUUCUUAUCUAUUUGGUAAUCAUAAUAUAAAGGAUGCAAUCCCAUUCCCAAGAAGUGCUGAUUCCCAAAUCAAAUUAUGA
Molecule: messenger RNA, 1464 nt
Organism: Naumovozyma castellii
Lineage: Eukaryota; Fungi; Ascomycota; Saccharomycetes; Saccharomycetales; Saccharomycetaceae
Gene: SLM5
Product: asparagine--tRNA ligase SLM5
Exons: 1
Coding region: 1-1464 (487 amino acids)
Source: RefSeq, a predicted model, not a curated record